UCAGCAGCUGAGGGACCGGCAUCAGUCCUUUCUGAAUACACUAACAUGAACGCCAAGGUCCUCAUCCUCCUCGGUCUGGCAGCCUUUGCCGCUGCAGACAGCUUUGAGUCCUACGAAUACAGGCCUCCAAGUAGGUCUUCUGAGGAAUCGUACGAGUCCGGUGAGGCCAAGUACGACUUCAACUGGGCUGUCGAUCACGACCCUUCAAGCAACGAGUUCGGACACCAGGAGGCCCGCGACGGCGACCACACUCAGGGAUCCUACUACGUGCAGCUCCCCGACGGCCGCCUGCAGACCGUCAAGUACUUCGUGGACGGCGACUCCGGCUACGUGGCUGAGGUCAACUACGAGGGCGAGGCUUCCUUCGAAUCUGGUUCCGACGAAUCUCGGGAAUACAGAUACAGAUACGACUCCAACGAGUCCAAGUGAAUCGCUAGUCAUCUCUGAAAUCUGCAAAUCCUUUUGUUCAAUCUGUACGAAUGUUUAUGAAUACAUAUUAAUAACUGAAC
Molecule: messenger RNA, 509 nt
Organism: Penaeus vannamei (Pacific white shrimp)
Lineage: Eukaryota; Metazoa; Arthropoda; Malacostraca; Decapoda; Penaeidae
Product: pro-resilin
Cellular component (GO): extracellular matrix
Source: RefSeq, a predicted model, not a curated record